GAGGCUUGGACUUAUUUAGGGCUCAGCCUCAUCAUCGUGACCAUUCGCUUCGGUGCUCAAUGGCGUUGGAUGGGGCUUGGAGGAUUGGCUCCCAAUGACUACCUUAUGGUUUUAGCUGGAGUGACACUAACGACCCCACCCCUUCUUCGAGCCCUUGACCAAGCUUAUUGGCAAGGAUUGACCAACAAUGCCAUGACGGACGAACAACGUGCAACCCUCGACCCCCACAGCGACGAAUAUUACCGACGAGUUCAUGGAUCGCAUACACAAUUAUUCGAUUGGCUGGUGUAUACGGUGUUGCUUUGGUGCCUCAAGCUAUGCUGGCUGCUCAUCUUCAAGCGCCUCGGAGAUGGCGUCGAUGACAUGACCAUGAAGAUCAAUAUUGGCUUUGCAAUUGUCGGGGUGACGUUCCUUGGAACCUUUUUCACCAUGCUGUGUUCAUGCUGGCCCAUUUACAGGAAGUGGCAGAUCUACCUUGAUCCUGGAACUGCGUGCAUUCAGACUUGGACCUUGAUCUGGAAAAACUUGAGCACCGACCCGUACAUUAUGUCUAUCCCCCUACCGAUAGUCUGGAACGCCAACAUUCCCAGAGCAAAGAAAAUUGCUCUCGUCAUCAUCUUCUGUGGCGUUCUCAUCACAGCAGUCUUUGGAGGUCUUCUGUGCAGUUACAUUCUCCAAGGUGGCGUAAAAGGCCCCCAACAAGCUGGAGAGUGGUCCAGCCGAGAGUCUUUCGUGGCUAUGGUUGUGACCAACCUGCCUGUUCUCACACCUUUGAUCCAACGCGGU
Molecule: messenger RNA, 786 nt
Organism: Fusarium vanettenii 77-13-4
Lineage: Eukaryota; Fungi; Ascomycota; Sordariomycetes; Hypocreales; Nectriaceae
Exons: 5
Source: RefSeq, a predicted model, not a curated record